This is a messenger RNA of Triplophysa dalaica, 528 nucleotides long. RefSeq names its product translation initiation factor IF-2. The transcript is spliced from 4 exons. Bases 133 to 447 code for a protein of 104 amino acids. The record is from RefSeq and is a predicted model, not a curated record. Lineage: Eukaryota; Metazoa; Chordata; Actinopteri; Cypriniformes; Nemacheilidae.
GGUUUGUCUACAUGAUAUGUUGAUCAACUUUUUUGAUCAGUCCAUCUGAAUGCUUAAGCAGGACAGACAUCUUUCUUCAGAACUUCAAGAAGACCCAAUGGCUAGCAAGACAUAAAAAAGUGCUAUCCCAAAAUGAACAGUCUCGUAUUACUGACAACACUGUGUCUAAUGACCACCAGUACUCUUUGCGGCCGUCGUCAUCUUUGGAGCUCUUCCGGCAGUGAUGAGAGGAACUAUCUGCACCCCUUUCCUCCUGCUUAUCCAUACCUGCUGAGGCCGGCUCCACCUGGUCCUCUGUUCCCGUUAUGGCCACUUUUCAUCGCCCUGCUGCAACGUCCUGCACCGGCACCAGCUCCAGCUCCCGCACCAGCACCAGCACCGGCUCCAAAACCCACACUCAGACCCACUGUUAGAACAUCCUCCCGCUGUGUAGAUGCUGGAUGUUGAAUGGUUUAAACACGAUCAGUGGGCUUUGAUUGUUAACAAUGUAUUGGUAACAAAUUGGCACACAGUUUCCCUUGCUGUGUG